ACCUGCUUAUAUCGAUAGGCAAAGCAGCUACCGCAGUGUGACCGUGUGGGGGGAAAUAACAAAAUUGAAUUGAAUUCAAACCGCCGAUCCGUUCAGUUUCCAUUCAACGGUUGCUGCGAUCGGUCGAUCGAUGUGAGCGAUCCGCGUUACUGGCGCUAUUCGAAAUUCGAUUUGGCGAGAUAAAAACCGCGAGAAGCCAAAGAACACCGCAAAAGCCGAUUUUAGUUAUUCAAAGUGAACUAUAAAGAGCAGCCAUGAUGAGUGGCCAGCCACUUGGCUGGAGGGUUUGGCUAGUGUCCGGAGUGCUAUUAGUGACUUUUGCUGGGACGGAUGCCUACGGAUUUGGACGUUGCCCGAAUUACCCAUCGAUGCCAAAGUUUAACAUGAGUCGGGUCCUUGGACACUGGUUCGAAGUGGAGCGCUCCUUUUACCUUCCUGAAAUCGCCUCCGGAUGCACCACCUUUCAGUUUGAGCCGUACAACAAGGGUGAUCUAUCCCGGUUUUCCAAUUUCAAGCUGGCUGUGGCCAUUAAAAACAUUAACCGCAUAACUGGCAAUCCGAAUGUGAACAUUGGCUAUGCGACGCCAGAAAACAGUCGAUCUUCCAUCAUGGACUUUAAGUUCACCACCCGAUUUCCGGAUGUAAUUGCCCGACUGCUGCCAGGUUCCGGAAAGUACCAGGUGCUCUACACGGACUACGAGAACUACGCCAUCUUGUGGUCCUGCGGCAGCAUCGGCUCACUGGGCCACUCCGAUCAGAUCUGGAUUCUGGGACGUGAUCGGGACUUCGAGGUGGACGUGCGCUCCAAAGUGUACGACGUGUUGAAGCGACUCUCUCUGGACCCGGAGAGGCUGAUCAUCAGCAAAAACAAACAAUGCCCCGAAGCGCUGUAGGAUGCAUCCCCCAUCUAUAUGUUUAAGUUCAUUCGGUUAAGGAACAAAUUAUUUUUGAUGCCUAAUCAUUUAGGCUGCUGUGAUAUCGAGGAGUGUGAAUCGGCGCAGAGAGGCGAAGCAUCGCAAAUACAGAAACAAAUAAGAGUAA
Messenger RNA from Drosophila yakuba, 1041 nucleotides. RefSeq names its product apolipoprotein D. NCBI's taxonomy places the organism in Eukaryota, Metazoa, Arthropoda, Insecta, Diptera, Drosophilidae. The transcript has 5 exons. The coding region runs from base 255 to 893 and encodes 212 amino acids. The record is from RefSeq and is a predicted model, not a curated record.